Messenger RNA from Ogataea parapolymorpha DL-1, 645 nucleotides. Its product is annotated as Carboxypeptidase Y inhibitor, function requires acetylation by the NatB N-terminal acetyltransferase. The record is from RefSeq and is a predicted model, not a curated record. The transcript has a single exon. Bases 1 to 645 code for a protein of 214 amino acids. Gene Ontology annotation, biological process: regulation of Ras protein signal transduction; regulation of proteolysis. Lineage: Eukaryota; Fungi; Ascomycota; Pichiomycetes; Pichiales; Pichiaceae. Gene Ontology annotation, molecular function: peptidase inhibitor activity; phospholipid binding.
AUGAGACUAGUCACUAUCUCCAACUCCAUCAAGGACGCCCUGACUAAGAGCGAGGUGGUCCCAACAGUGAUCCACUCCGAUUCCUUCACUCCUAAAGGCUUUCUGAUCAUCUCCUACGGCCAGGACAAGGAAGUCGCCAUGGGAAACACUCUUUCGGUGAAGGACACUCAACACAGACCGGACUUCGCCUUUACACUCAACCUUUCAAAAGACACUGACCCGGACUUUUCGAUUUCGAGCUCCGACAGAUUUACUUUGGUGCUCACUGAUCCAGACGCACCAACAAAGGGCGAUGAAAAGUGGUCAGAGUUCUGCCACUACGUUGUGAAGAAUAUAAAGCUUAACGACUUCGACCCUAACAAAUCGGUUGACAUAUCCCAAAUAGAGGAGCAAUUGACCACGUCGAACCUCAAUGGCGAAGACCUCGUCCCCUACAUGGGCCCUGGUCCUCCACCAAAAACAGGCAAGCACAGAUACGUGUUUCUGCUGUACAAGCAGAAACCAGGGGUUGAGCCGGAAGCUCCAGCAGAUCGCCCUUGUUGGGGCACGGGUGUCCCCGGUUGGGGUGCCGAAGAAUGGAGCCAGAAAAACGAGCUUCAAUUGCUUGCUGUCAACUUCUUCUACGCACAGAACGAAGAGCAAUGA